UCUAGCCACCGAGCUUCCGUUUCUCCACUGCUCUCCGCGGAAGUCUCCGGCGGGCUGGGGGGCGCCUUCCGGGAGAGGGGCGCCCGGGAGAGGAAGGUCGCGGCUAGGGACUCUUGCUCCUUGCUGCUCAAGAAAUGUCUUCACUUUCAGAAUAUGCCUUGCGCAUGAGUCGUCUGAGUGCCCGGCUGUUUGGUGAAGUUGCCAGACCUACUGAUUCCAAAUCCAUGAAAGUGGUGAAGCUGUUUAGUGAGCAGCCUUUGGCCAAGAGGAAGGAAACUUAUGACUGGUAUCCAAAUCACAACACUUAUUUUGCACUGAUGGGGACACUACGUUUUCUUGGCCUCUACAGAGAUGAGCAUCAGGACUUUAAGGAUGAGCAGCGGCGCCUGAAGAAGCUUCGUGGAAAGGGGAAACCAAGGAAAGGAGAAGGGAAGAGAGCAGCAAAAAAGAAAUAGUGUUGGUCCAUCAGGAGAGGACUUCUUCCUCAGCGACUGAGAGCAAGAGGAAGUGUAUUUAUGGUCCCUCCACCUACUGGAGGAGUGUAAGCUUCCUGAGUUGAAGAUUAUUUGGAGGAACACAGUCAUCUCCGUGUUGAAGUCUAAUCCAGUUGAAUUGUGACUGGUUUCUUGAACAUGUUUCUAAUUCUGCAACGUUAUUUGCCUUGGCUCUUUAAUCGGAGGUUUACCUUAUUCCCCAAAGAAAUGAGCACAUGAUUGUUACUGAAUGACUUGUUUGGGGGGGGGGGUUGGGAUGCUGGGGGAGCGGAGGGGAAAACUCAUUAUAUGAACAUCCUCGUUACUCCCUUCUUGCUUCCCCACUUCACCAGCCCUAAGCUCUUUCAUCUCUCUGGCUGUUCAGCCACUGUCUCCACCACCAAGCUCACAAACUUUAUGUGCCUCUCCACCUACACCUUAGAGAAUAUCUGUAAGAUAAAUCUGUUGGAUGAAAAGGCUGUGUCUGGUAAGAGUAUUGAGUACCUGCUGUAUACAAGCUACCAGAGCCUUGGUAAUAACAGUGGUUUGCAACAAACAGUCCCUACCUCAUGGAACUUUCAGUCCCGUGGGAGAGACUAAUAUUACAUAAUUACAUAAAUACAAUUGUAUUACAUGCUACAAAGGAAAAAUCCAGACCAGACUUCUGUGAGAGUGUGGAUGAGUCGAUGGACUGACCCAGAAAGAUAGCAAGAGGCCCAAACCUCAUUAGGUAGUUUAAAGAAGGCCUCCCUAAAGAGGCGAUAUCUAAGCAGAGCUCUGAAGAAUACAGUAGAGGUAGGCAGAAGAAAAAUUGUGGAAAAAGUGUUUGAGGCACAGAGAACACCAUUUGCAAAGCCCUAAGGUAAGAGGAAAUUGUCCUGUUUAAGGAAUUGAAAAAAGACCACUAACUAGUAUGGGUUAGACGUGAUGAAAUAGACAAAGGCCAGGCUGUGAAGGACUUUGCGAGUUCUGUGAAAAAGCUUGGACUUAACCAACUUAACCAGAGAUCAGAGUUUAAGACAUUAUUUCUAUGAGAGAUGACUUGUAUACAGUUGGGUAGCUCGAUACUUAUUGUAUUGUGUUCUAGCAGUGAAUUUCCAAUGAAGUGGUGAGGGCUUCUCUGAUUUUUUUUCCCCCCAAGAAUUCUGAAGAUCCAUAGCACUAUCUAGGAAAUUUUUUAAGUACAUUCUUUUUAUUGUGGCAAAAUCAUAAAAUUUACCAUCUUAACUAUUUUUAAGUGUACAGUACAGAAGUGCUAACUAUAUGCACAGUGUUGUGCUAAAUAA
Molecule: messenger RNA, 1759 nt
Organism: Hippopotamus amphibius kiboko
Lineage: Eukaryota; Metazoa; Chordata; Mammalia; Artiodactyla; Hippopotamidae
Gene: MRPS33
Product: mitochondrial ribosomal protein S33
Exons: 3
Coding region: 135-455 (106 amino acids)
Cellular component (GO): mitochondrion
Source: RefSeq, a predicted model, not a curated record